GCUAAAAUAAAAUAUCAUUCUGCGCGCGAACGUUAUUGAAUGCGCGCUUUCGAAACGAUUUAUUUACGAACCAGUUUUGGGACAUUAUUUUUAAAUUCAUCUAAGUGGAAUAUUUGUGCAUAUGUUUUGUGUUUGUGUCAGUGAGGAUAUACAAUAUUUCAAAUUUAUAACAGCGACAUUUGAUCCAUAUUAGAUAGUUAAAUUAUCACCAUGGCAACCAAGUCAUACAGCAAACACAAGGAGUACAAGGAGUUCUCCAGCAGCCAGGGGACUGUUCCUUACACGGACGAACAAUUCGACAUGAUAAAAUCGGAGCUCUUGCCAAAGGGGAGUAAGCUGGACUCUCUGGGAAGGAAUGGCGGCGUGAGGGAGUACCACUACGAGUACAAAGAGGAGAAGCUGCCCUCUGGGAAGUAUGACAGGAAGGAUCUUAGAACUGUUGAGGAAUACACAAUUCCGCCCAAGACUGUUCCGAAGGCAUCGGAGAGUAACUCGUAUUACUAUGAGAGACAAGAGCGAGAAUUGCCUCUCAAUGGCACCAGGACUUAUAACUACGAGAGUACAACCUCGGCUCCUGUGUAUUCAAAAGUAAAGAGUGGGAAGGUGACAAAAGAGAUGACACAAAAUGUGGAAGAGCUGGAUUCUCUCUUGGAUGACCUGCAGAAGGACCAGGAGAGGCAGCUUUAUAAAAGUGGAUACACGUCUGAUACAGCUGAGAGUUCGUCGUUCGAUUACAGGCGAGGGACGCCAGUGAAAGCGCCCUCUAGCGGGUAUUCCACGCUGAAGCAUGAUGAACGCAUCGAGUCUUCAUCAUGGGGUUCCAGUCCACCGCCGACUAUCACCAAGUCUGCGGAGUUGAGACAGGAGAUGUACCGCGAAGAGAAAACAGAAUCCCGUGUCGUACCAUCGCAGGUGUCACCCGCGAUACCUCAGGUGGUACCACCUACCAUCACGCUCUGCUCGCAUUGCCACCAGACACCCAACACUGGGACGCUAUCACGCUCCAGUACUCCGAUGAACAAGGUGACGACCACAGUAAAGACUUACACGUACGAGGUUCCCGCCGACCAGGACCCCACUUCGGUGCCCAUCCCCACGGUAGCUGAUCACCACCACACCUACGUCACCAAUGAAGUUCACAACACCAUGUCGAGCAACACGCUGCACAAGCCGAGUCCCUCCCCCACCCCGGGCGGCUGCCAGUACUGCUCGCACUGCAACUCAACGCUGAGAGAGAUCCGAACUCACACCACCACAGAUAAUACAAACGAACGUAUUCUAUACCCGACCCCAGCCAACGAGAUCAAAGUAAUUCCCGCCGAGCCGCACAAUGGACUGCACCCACAUGGUCCAUCAACGUACAAGUACUCGGAGACGUCGUACUCGUCUCACAACAGCACUCAGCGACACCCCCCGCCUGCGACCACUCCCUCCCCCUUCCCUCGACCGCACACCCCCUCCGGCACGCAGCAGCCUCCCAAGAAACUUGACGACCUCCUCGCCGACUUCCCUGAAGCUCGCUUCCCGACCCAACCCGAUGGCAUCGUCCAGCGUAAGAUAGAGAAGCGAGAGACGUCGGAGUCGCAAACCAGAGACGCGGGGGCGAAGUCUCCACCCAUCGGGGGCAGCAAGAACGUGGCCGGCCCCGCGGUUUACUACCCGCCGGGACACACGCCCUUCGCGAACAAAGACUCCGGCUACCAAAUGAGCGCGAUGCAAGCCGGUGGCGGCAGUAACGCGGCAGGGCGCGGCAUGUACGAAUAUGAAUCUGGAGCCCGAAGCAAGGAGAAGCACUCUGAGAAGAAAACUGCCGUACCGGUCUGUCUGCCGCUCUGCUGUGCCAUGCCAUGUGUCAUCAUUUAAAUCUCUUGAUAGAUCAUCAUAAUAAAUCUUGUUUAUAGUACGUUUUCCUUGACAUUUCAUGAGUUUUUGUCCGUAUUUUAAAAGGAGUCUCAGUACAUAAUUUACGAAGAGAUGACCCUGCAUCAUCCCUAGCACAUGGCGUAUUUUGGCCCAUGGCCUAAGAGCGUUGCUGUCACAGAGUUCAUAUUUAUGGAUAAAAGAGACAAGUCAUCUCAUCGUGAAUUACAUAACACGGUAGGUAUUGAGAAAACUUCUGGAAUACGUGUACCUAAACAAACAUCAGAUAACUAAUAUUGCUGGCCAUAUAAAAAAUAUUCAAUUAUGUCAAAACAGCUGUUGCAACUUGCUUCUAAGGAAAAUGACAGUUGAUGUAUGACAAUGACAGUUGAUGAUCACAUUCGUAUCAAAUAAAUUCAAAUGUCAAAUAGAAUAUCGAUAAAAUAUGUAAUUGAGCAAUCUGUCAUUAUGAAUCAUUUUUAGAAAAUAUUUAUAUUUUAUUUAAAUUCUGGUCUACAUAAAAUAUUUAAUAUGGAUUAAGGCUAGGAAUUCAAACGUCUCCGUCACGAAAAUAAUAUGUAAUAACAACACAUUAUUCAAAAAUUAUAACAAACCAAGUGGUCUCUGAAACCAUCUUUUGUGCAUUUUUUAAAAUCCACCAGACGUUAUUUUCGAUGUAAAGGUUUUUUCUUUCAUUAACUUAUUGUUUAUACUUACUUGGUAUUUAUAAGUACAAAUAAUUUGAUAUUAUAGUUUUAAGCAAAAUAAUCUAGCAACUAAUUAUUGCUAGUCCUUAAUUAAUCAAACUUUUGACAUGUGACCCUUAAAUAACCAUGAUUAAUUUUGUUAAAUUUUAUUUUGUCGUGGAGUUCUGUUUAUCUGUGGGUAUAAAUAACCAACAUUGUUGAAAAUAAAUAGAAAUAACAAAAUUGGACAUUCAUCUAAACAUAGGUAAUAAUUUAAGAUACCUACUUAAUAAAAAAAAUUGAUGAUAAGGAUUUAUUUUAAAUAACACUAGUGCCAUUAAUAUUGUAAGCGCAUCAAUGUAAAAAAUAUAUGUUAUAUAUUAAAUA
Leptidea sinapis is the source of this 2933-nucleotide messenger RNA. RefSeq lists its product as uncharacterized. NCBI's taxonomy places the organism in Eukaryota, Metazoa, Arthropoda, Insecta, Lepidoptera, Pieridae. The record is from RefSeq and is a predicted model, not a curated record. The coding region runs from base 211 to 1863 and encodes 550 amino acids. The transcript is spliced from 14 exons.